GAUGACUCAAUUUCCCUUCACGAAUUAUUUGAACUCCUCACAUCACACUCCAUUGUUCACGGGUAAGGGGCUGCUGUGAGUCACUUAAAUUGCCUCUGCUGAACAUCUCCAGAUUGCUCCGCCGCCAUCAGAGCAUAUUCAACUUCUCAGCCGCCGCCGGCAGGUCGAGCGGACAAAUGUUUCAGCUGAAAACCGACCCGCUUACCGGAAAAUCCGAGUGGAUCCUCAUCGAGGACGACGAAGGAGCAGACAAUGGGAAGAACCAAACAAACCCAAAAGCCCUUCUUUCUACAACAUCGUAUCUUGACAUGCUCAACGAUAGCCGCCGCAACAGUGCUUUUAAUCGGGCCAUUCAGAAGACCGUCACUAAACCCUGCCACGUUCUUGAUAUUGGUGCAGGAACAGGUUUACUGUCAAUGAUGGUGGCUCGGGCCAUGGGCUUUUCUGAUUCGAAUGGGAACUCUACUCCAUCUCGUAUGGUGACAGCUUGCGAGUCAUACCUUCCCAUGGUGAAGUUAAUGAGGAAGGUUCUCAAGGCCAAUUGCUUGGAUAGCAAAGUACGCAUCAUAAACAAGAGGUCAGAUGAGCUGGAAGUUGGUUUGGAUAUCCCUUCACGUGCUGAUAUUCUUGAAGGCUCAACUUUGAACUGCAUUGCUUUAGCUUGCUAUUUGUGGUUAAACGGCAUUGCAAUGCAGGUUAGUGAGAUCCUGGACUCAGAGUUAUUGGGUGAAGGUCUAAUUCCAACUCUGCAACAUGCACAUGACAAACUAUUAGUGGACAAACCCCAAACGGUACCUUACAAGGCUACGACUUAUGGUCAGCUCGUUGAGUGCUCAUAUCUUUGGGAGAUGCAUGAUUUAUUGAGUAGAGAGACGGAAGCAUCGGAUGGCAUUUUUCUUGUUCCGAGUGGGACGGCUGAUCUUUUAGGUGUUAAACAGAAACAACUUGCGAUGCAUUGUGAUGCAAUUAAUGAAGAAAUCAAAUUGCUGUCAGAGCCCUUCAAAGUUUUCGAUUUUGACUUCUGGAGAAGGCCAGAAAGUUUUCGUGAAACUGAGUUGCAGAUAAAUGCUACAAAUGACGGUACUGUUCAUGCCAUAAUUUCAUGGUGGUUGCUUCAGCUUGAUAGUGAAGGAACAAUCUUCUAUUCUACUGCACCAAAUUGGCUAGAUCUAGGCUCUUCUAAAGAGGAGUUAAAAUUAUCCCCUCCUGGAUCUAGAUGUUGGUGUGACCAUUGGAAGCAAAGUGUUUCGUUCACCCUAAGCUCUGGUCUUCAUGUGUUUAAAGAUCAAGAGGUUCGGUUACAUGCUGUCCAUAAUGAAACAAGCAUCUCAUACGAAUUCAAGAGUUCAGAUGAAAAGAAAGAGGUCGCACAUUUUGACCCGUGCAUCCAGGACAAUCAAAUUGCUCUGACUCCGGAAAGAAUUGCUUUAUAUGGAACUAGAAGUUGGAGGAGUUUAAUGCUUAAAGCUGUUGAGAAAGCUUUGCAUCAGAUAGUAGAUCCAUUAUGUUUAGUUGCAGAUGACAGCAUUUUCUUGACAAUUGCCGUGGCCAGUGUUUCUAAGAAUGCACAUGUCAUUCCAUUGUUUCCUGGACUUGGAAAGAAGGGUUUGAAAUAUCUACGAAGAGUCUCUGCAGCAAAUGGUUACACUAUGGAUCGUGUGCACACGUUAAAGGACUUGCAUCUGACCCAGCAGGAUUCAAGAAUGAUUAACUUAUUGAUUGCGGAGCCAUUCUAUUAUGGAAAUGAUAGUGUGCUACCCUGGCAAAAUCUGCGGAGGGAAAGAACUUUGCUUGAUUCCAGUUUAUCAAAAGAUGUGCGCAUUAUGCCUUGUAGAGGAUUGUUAAAAGCUUGUGCUAUGUACCUCCCUGAUUUAUGGCAAAGUCGACGUAGCCUUCAAGCAGUAGAAGGAUUUGAUCAUACGAUGGUGAAUACCACAUUAGGGGCAUGCGGAGAUUUGCCUUUUGCAGAAGAUGGUCCAUUUUUGCCCGUCUUUUACUGGCAGUGUGGGGAGAGUAAGGUACUCUCUGAGACGGCCACUAUCUUGGAGUUUGAUUUCUCAAAACCGAUGAGCUCAUGUACCAAAAAAACUCGGGUUCAAUUUACGGAAGUUGGAGAGUGCCACGGUUUUGUUCUUUGGAUCGACUGGAUCUUGAAUGAAGAGGACCAUAUCAUUUUGUCAACAGGGCCAGAUAAAAGACACUGGAAACAAGCUGUGAAGCUUUGGAAGAAGCCUGCUGAGAUUAGACCCGGUAAUUUAUCCUCAACGGAGGUCGAAGCAUUCUUUGAUCCAUCCAACGGUGAACUCAUCUUGAAACAUGAAUUCUUGACAUAGAACAAAAGAUAACAUGUCACGAGGUGAUGUGGUGUAGUUUGCCAGCGUUCAAUGGACAACUUACCCUAAAACGUCCGAAUUUUGUCUCUUAUUUUAGUAUCAUAACUCUCAACAGUAUAAUUGAGGCCUUUCCAGCUAGUAAAAGCAUCCAGUGUUUUAUUCUACGUACUUUAUUUUGAUUACUGAGAAAAGUUGUUGGGCGAUCAUUGGAUGGUUGUGACUUUGCAUUUAUCAUUCUUUAACGAUUAAUUGCAUACAUCAAGAAUUUUUAUAAAAUUGGAGCUAAUCUCGUGAUUUGGUGUACUAUCACUUCCGGAAUAUAAUUUAAUCACUAAUUGUGACUUUCCAGAAUUUUUACAAUUUAAUCUCUCUCUCUCUCUCUCU
Molecule: messenger RNA, 2717 nt
Organism: Striga asiatica
Lineage: Eukaryota; Viridiplantae; Streptophyta; Magnoliopsida; Lamiales; Orobanchaceae
Source: the annotation of a GenBank genome assembly